CUCAGGCAGCGCGCGGGUCCUGACAGGGGGCGGGGCACGGCAGCCCGGAAGAGACGCCGCGCCGCACAUACCCCUUCCUUUCCAGCUCCGGCCCCUAACGCAGCAGCCGUCGCGAUGUUGAUGCCCAAGAAGAACCGGAUUGCCAUUUAUGAACUCCUUUUUAAGGAGGGAGUGAUGGUGGCCAAGAAGGACGUCCACAUGCCUAAGCACCCGGAGCUGGCAGACAAGAAUGUGCCCAAUCUUCAUGUCAUGAAGGCCAUGCAGUCUCUCAAAUCACGAGGCUACGUGAAGGAACAGUUUGCCUGGAGACAUUUCUACUGGUACCUAACCAACGAGGGUAUCCAGUAUCUCCGGGAUUACCUCCAUCUGCCCCCUGAAAUCGUGCCUGCCACCCUGCGCCGCAGUCGUCCUGAGACUGGCAGGCCGCGGCCCAAAGGUCUGGAAGGAGAGCGACCUGCAAGACUCACAAGAGGGGAAGCCGACAGAGACACCUACAGACGAAGCGCUGUGCCCUCUGGUGCCGACAAGAAAGCCGAGGCUGGGGCUGGGUCAGCAACCGAAUUCCAGUUUAGAGGCGGAUUUGGUCGCGGACGUGGUCAGCCACCUCAGUAAAGUUUGGAAGAGAUUGUUUGUGUUGAAUAAAUGUGUAGCCAGAA
Molecule: messenger RNA, 656 nt
Organism: Kogia breviceps (pygmy sperm whale)
Lineage: Eukaryota; Metazoa; Chordata; Mammalia; Artiodactyla; Physeteridae
Gene: RPS10
Product: ribosomal protein S10
Cellular component (GO): cytosolic small ribosomal subunit
Molecular function (GO): structural constituent of ribosome; RNA binding
Source: RefSeq, a predicted model, not a curated record